GGCAGAGAAGCACAGAGAGAGAGAGAAAGAGAGAGAGAGGGGGAAGCGUGUGUGUGCGUGUCUCACUGUGUGCGCGUGGAUUGCACCACCGCAUCCCGCUCACCGUUUCUGCAGGCGGCCGGGCUCUGAUGGAGAGAAUAAAACUGACGAGCUUUCUUUUCCCUCAGAUUUACCCACCACCGUGUCAUUCCAGAUGUGACUGACAAGUCGUUUUAUGUCGCCUGCGUUGAGUCCUGUGCUGUUCAUCUCGGAGAGACUGUGACACCAUGGCUCUGGUUAUGGAACCUAUAAGUAAAUGGACACCAAAGCAAGUGCUGGACUGGAUGAAAGGUCUGGAUGACUGUCUCCAGCAGUACGUGAAGAGUUUCGAGCGGGAGCAGAUGGGGGGAGAGCAGCUGCUGCACAUCACCCAUCAGGAGCUGGAGGAACUAGGCGUCACCAGAAUAGGACAUCAGGAGCUCAUCCUGGAAGCUGUCGACCUCCUGUGUGCCCUGAACUAUGGCCUAGAGACAGAGAACCUACGAACUUUGUCCCACAAGUUGAAUGCUUCAGCAAAGAACCUCCAAAACUUCAUCCUGGGUCGGCGGAGGGGUGGACACUAUGAUGGACGAGCUUCCCGGAGGCUACCCAAUGAUUUCCUCACCUCCGUGGUGGAUCUGAUCGGUGCAGCCAAGAACCUGCUAGCCUGGCUUGACAGGUCUCCUUUUGCCAGUGUGACAGAGUAUUCAUUACUGAAGAACAAUAUUGUGCAGCUCUGCCUAGAAUUAACUACCAUUGUACAACAGGAUUGCACUGUGUAUGAGACAGAGAAUAAGAUUCUCCAUGUGUGUAAGACCCUAGCAGGGAUAUGUGACCACAUCAUCUCUCUGUCGUCAGACUCUCUGGUCUCUCAGUCAGCCCAUCUAGAAGUGGUCCACCUUACCAGCAUCAUGCCCAGUGAAGGGCUGGGGAUGUAUAUCAAAUCAACGUACGACGGCCUCCAUGUAAUCACCGGAACCACAGAGAAUUCUCCAGCAGACCAGUGUAAGAAGAUCCAUGCAGGGGACGAGGUGAUCCAAGUCAACCACCAGACAGUGGUGGGCUGGCAGCUGAAGAACCUGGUCAACGCUCUGAGAGAGGACCCAUGCGGGGUCAUCCUAACGCUGAAGAAAAGGCCCCAGAACACCUUAAGCUCAACACCGGCUCUGCUCAGGAACGUCCGCUGGAAACCACUGGGCCUGCAGCCGAUACCCACCAGCCCAAUCAGCACCUCCCCUACACCCGGUGGAACUUUGGGCAUGUCCAAAAUGGAUGGCUCCAACAUGCAGGAUGUCUUUAUCCUCUCUCCUGUCUCUGGACUCUACAGCACCAGGGAGGAGCUGGGUCUGAUGUCAUGUGAUGACAUUGGUCGCUAUAGCGUGAGCUCCCAGUCUGGUUCCAAAGGUUCAGAGGCAGUGAGUUACUACCUAGAUCAGGACAGCGGUCAGUAUUUCUCUCUUCUGGAGGGAGAUGGGCCACCAGGACCUGACUACGACAGGGCGCGUAAUACAGGGGUUCGCCGACGGGACAAGACCCCCACUCAUGGUGACCUCAGACCUGUUUCCAUGCCUCCCGAAUAUAACUGGAUGGCCGAGGCCAAGGAACCCAGCAUGGGAAAGAGAGGGAGCCGAGAUUCAGACAAUUCCCUGCUGCGUUACCUUAGUGAUGACAAGAUCCUGGUGAUCGAGGAGGAACCCGAGGGUCCAGGCAGAGAGAGCCGGAGGGACUCCACCAGACGCUCUCGGCGCAAAAGCCGCAAUCCCAGCAGCCCUAGUUUUCCCAUCAGCCCCUCCAUGCUGUCCUCCACCUUGCGCUUAGACCAGCCACCUGAAGCUUUGCCUCGAGGUGCGGACACAAUGCGAGCAGAAACAACAGACAGGUACUCGGGCUCAGGAAGCUCAGGAGGAGCCUCCAUGAGAAAGUCUUUCCAUUACACCUCUCUAAGAACAAAAACCAAAAAGAGAAGUAAAGGUUCCCUCACCAGUGCAAGUCGAAGGAGAAUUUCCUGCAAGGACCUGGGCCACGGUGACUGCGAAGGCUGGCUGUGGAAGAAGAAGGAUGCUAAGGGCUACUUCACCCAGAAAUGGAGAAAGUACUGGUUUAUCCUCAAAGAGUCCUGCCUCUACUGGUACACCAACCAAAAUGAUGAGAAGGCUGAGGGCUUCAUCAGCCUCCCUGAGUUCAGAAUAGACCGAGCCAUAGAGUGCAGACGGAAAUUCGCCUUCAAAGCCUGUCAUCCCAAAAUCAAGAGCUUCUUCUUUGCCACAGAUUGUCUUGAGGAAAUGAACAGGUGGAUGAACCGGCUAGGGCUGGCUGCUAUUGGUUACACGCCAGAUGACAAGGUGCCACGCCCUGAUGAAGAUUACUGGAGCGAGAGUGAUCAAGAUGAGGUCGAUGGCUCGAUGACCCUCAAACAGGAGGGACCCUCAUCUCUCUGUGAUACUUAUCACCGCACACCAUCAACUAACCUUCUUCACAGUUAUGUCCAGUUACCCCGCUCAGUCAGCUCCAUGAGUCUCAUGCGCUCCACUCCCUCCCCACUCCCUCUACCAAUGAGUGCCUCCACCUCCCCUAUCCCUCCACAGAUGGUCUCUUCCACCUCCCCUCUCCCUCCCCAGGUCAAUUCUUCUAGUCCCUUCCCGGAGCCCAAGCAUGGCCGACACUUCUCCAGCGAGUCCACGCACUCCCACUCCUCAGCUGAGGACCAGCGUGGAGACGGCAUGGGCAUGGGCAUGGGCACGGGCACGGGCACGGGCACAGGCAGCACCAGUACACACUCAUCUGGCUGCCGCUCCUCCCAUCGUGAGCGCCGUUCCUGGCAGGACCUUAUUGAGACCCCUCUGACCAGCGCAGGGCUGCACUUCCUCCAGACAGCGCCAGGGGAUAGUGAUUACGGAGGCCUGAUGGGGAGCAUGGCUGGAGAGAUGGGGUUGUACGGAGGGCUGGGCAGACAGUGCAUGUCCCCGGAGAGACGCAGGCAGGCCACACUGCCCGUACGGAGACACCACGCCGCAGAGAGAGACAGAGAGCAGGAUGGGCCCUUCCCACUGGAGCGGGGGCCACACACACACAGCCACACACAUCGGCACUCCCACAAGCAGCGGAGCCAGAGUCUGCCCAGAAACAGGGACCCGAUACCAGGAAAGCUGUUAUACACCUCAGCUCAUAUGGAGGAGAGGAGCGAGGAUGAGGAGGUUGAAGGGCAGGCUGCAGAUAUCCUCGAGGGUGAGGAGGACUUGCGGGAGCUGAGACUUGAGAGCAGAGAGAGGAGGGUGUCGGACGGAAGGGAGCGACGAGUGUCAGAGGGCCGUGAACCGGAGCCGCUGGAUGGUCUAGAGCAGCUGUACCGGGCCCUGGAGCAAGCUAACGUGACGGCCUUAGGAGACCCAAAACCCUGUAGCAGGCAGGAGCUCCGACGCUGGUUCACCCAGAGAGCCAGAGACCCCCUGCUCAAUGACAGGCUGCACCGAGUCCGAGCCCUCCGCAGCACCUUGAAGGCCAAAGAGUCAGAGCUGGCAGUCAUCUGUGCCCUCCUGGAGGACCCUGGCCUGUGCUCCCAGACCUUCAGAGAGUGGAAGCAGUGGCACAGUGAACUCUACUCAGACAUCUGCCAGCUCAACCCCGGCACCAACGGCCAGGGUGACCUCUCCCCGCUGGCCGCACCUCUCAUGACCCACACACACUCCUUCAUUGAGACGCAUGUGUGAGAAAGUGAAGAGAAGCAAAGACUUCAUACACACAGAGCUUUACAUUAGCCAGAUCCUUUCUCCUGAUCAUGACUCUAAGCACGCACACACACAGACACACACACACACACACACACACACACUGUAAGAUGUGUAAAUAUCAUAGAGGGAACAGUCUGAGACCUGUGUGUAUGAACUUUUGAUAAUCAUGAGGACCCCACGGGGUGCCUAUUGCAUGCCUGAACAGAAAGCAUUAAUCUUCCUUUGUCUAUGGACCUCAGCAUAAACUCCAUGCGCUUGUUGAGCAAAAUGGAAAAAAAGGAGACUUUUUAACAUGUUUGUUCUUUUGUAUUCUCUUGGGUUUGCUUUUUUUUUCUUUUUCAGGUUGAUUUUAGGGGGCAGGGGGAGCUAUGUAGCAGCAAUACAGCGGAGAAUCCUUUUCACCACAGCACUGUACUUUUGUACUGAUGAACUUUGCACCCAGAGCCACCAGUCUCCCCCUUUCUCUCAAUUUUUUUCUCGCACUGCAUAUCUUGUUGAGUUACAGGGACCUCACUGUUAUUCCAGGCUGAUCUGACGGGACAGCAUGAUUAAAGUGAAUUCACUAUAAGGCUGUGAAAGGUACUGUAGCCAUCAGUCCUAUUUAUCUAUUUUACCUGAUGAAAACAAGCACUGCGAGCACUGAGGAACCAUUGUGCUCACUAGAUGCACACUAUUUCAAACUGUGAACUAUUUUACCUGCAGAAGAAGACUCCUCUGAUAGAAUGCAAUUCUACAACUCAGUUUGCAUUCUCUCACUCUGUGUUUCUCUCAUCUCCUCCUUUUCUUAAAUUUUCUUUUGGUUCUUCUCUCUCUCUAGUCCUCAAAGACUUGUGUAUAUGUGUAUACUGCUGUGUAUACUGAUGUAAAUGUUUGCGUUCCACUACCACUGUGAUAUGCUUCUAGAGGUAGCGGAGGGAAGACAGAGAGUGUGUACUUGUGUGGGUGCAAAACUAUUUCUUGUUUUCCUUUUUUGUUUCUUAAACAGUGAAUGCAAGAGCUAGAGAGUUCUUUUCAAAUGUCACUCACUAUGAAGAAUGCACUUUCUAUAUCUCUAUAUCUCAUUGGCUGCAUCACAGGGUCUAUGUUUCAUUGGCCUCUUUACCAUUGCUGUUCAAAAUAUCAGGUAAAAGCAUUUACCGUCUCAUUUUCUAAAGAUUUGUGUACAGUCUACAAAUACAGUAUAUUUAAACAUACAAGAAUAUAUAAAUCUAUUUACGUUUUGUGUCAUAGAUAUAAUGUAAAGUAUGAUGUAUUCUAUGCCAAGGUUUUGCAGUGUCCCCCUCUUCACUCUGUAGAUGCAGGGUGUUUAGCCGUUAAACAACUAGGAGGCAAACGACCACCAUCACUGACAGUUAACUGACAGUUUUUUACUGGUUUAUUAUGGCUGACCCUUCUCCUGGUGACAUGUUGCAUGAGAAAAGGCCUGGGACUGAUUUGAUUGGACAGGGUUACAUUUUGUGGAUCAUUUGUCGUGUUUUUUUUAAUCUUCUUCUCGUGAUUGCAAGACUUGUAGCGCACAGUACAUGCAAAAGUACUACUGAAGAAUUACUUUUUUUUAUAUAUGUUCAUAGGUUUGAAGUCUUAUUUUUUCAUUAGUGUUUUGAAGACACAUGCUGUACAACUGAGGGGAGGCUAUUAUGCUACUCGGUUACUCAAUCUAAUGCAGAGCCUUCUUUAACAUCCAACCAGGAAGUUCCAAUUAGAUCUGUCCUGAGAGGCAACAGUCCAGUUACUUCUUAAAUGAAAGCCUUUUUUUUGACAUUCCCUCCAAGCAUCUGGUUGACACUGGGCAGUCAAAGACCUCUGCACUAAAUGGUCUGUAAUGUCUGUGAAACCCGGCUGAAUCAUUUCAUCUGCAAUAUCAGGCCAAGAACUCAAUGGUGCCCCCCAAUGUCAAAGGCUCUGAGAGACAUGCGUAGCACCUGCUGUAUCCAGCACUAACUGUACUUGUUCUUCAUAUUUUCCUGUAGUUCUCUGAGAGUAGAUCCAGGUUUUUUAUCAUGUCACACUGUUAUGAAAUAUCAAACACACCCCAGAAAUAUAGCUUAUGUUUUCUCAAUGCUUAAUUUGAGAGUACCACAAAAAUAUUAAAUGAUGCAAGCACUUUUCCCUGUGCCUCCCAACCCUCUCUUUGGCAACGACAGACUGACUAUACUUGGUUCCUACACACACACAUCUGUAAAAGAGUUCCGAUACAGUUUUAGUCUGCAGACCUCUCUCUGUUGUUCAUCUGUAGUGUUGGUCUUCUUUUUCCAACUGCUGCUCUGACGAGCAGGUAAUAUACUGUAGAUUAAGGAGUUGUGAGAGUUAUGAUUUGUAGGCGCUGACUGUGUUAUCCCUCUCAGAUCUUUGUGUGUGUGUAGACCUGCAGAAACAGGCCGAAAAGGGAGAUUCCACUGUGUGUUCUUUCAGGGGUGUACACCUCAUGGUACAUUGCACAGGUGUGUAAGAUGUAAGUUGCACUGCGACAUUAAAAAAGGAACAUAUUGCUCUUUUUCAAGGAUGAUAUUAGCUUACUGUUAUUCUGUACAUUAAACUGACUAAAGAUGAUAUUAAAAAAGACAGAAAAUGACAUUUAUUCUUCCUAAAGUAGCCUUUUUUGGUUUCAUAUAUAUGAAUAUAUAUUCCAAAAAAUACAGAUUGUAAACUUAAGUUGUUAAACUUUGACUUCAAUA
Messenger RNA from Monopterus albus (swamp eel), 6421 nucleotides. Its product is annotated as connector enhancer of kinase suppressor of ras 2. The record is from RefSeq and is a predicted model, not a curated record. Lineage: Eukaryota; Metazoa; Chordata; Actinopteri; Synbranchiformes; Synbranchidae. Gene Ontology annotation, molecular function: protein binding. Gene Ontology annotation, biological process: regulation of signal transduction. Bases 267 to 3725 code for a protein of 1152 amino acids. Gene Ontology annotation, cellular component: cytoplasm; membrane. The transcript has 24 exons.